AUUCAUAACCCUAUAGAGCUCAAGCCUGGAAAUGAUCUGUUCCCUGCAGAUGAAAAUGGAAAGCUAAUUUACCAUAACACAGACCUUCGGGACACAUGGAAGGCUUUGGAGUCAUGCAAAGAUGCCGGACUCGUUAGAUCGAUUGGCGUUUCCAAUUUCAACAGACGGCAAAUAGAAUUAAUUCUCAACAUGCCAGGACUCAAAUACAAACCUGUCUGCAAUCAGGUGGAGUGUCACAUCUACCUGAACCAGGGCAAGUUGCUGGAAUUCCUCAAGUCACAGGACAUCGUACUGGUGGGAUACAGUGUGCUGGGCUCCAGCCGAGAUGAGAAAUGGAUAGACCCCAACUCUCCCGUUCUACUGGAGGAUCCAGUGCUAAAAAUAAUAGCAGAAAAGCUGGGAAAGACAACUGCCCAGGUGGCCAUG
Molecule: messenger RNA, 426 nt
Organism: Staurois parvus
Lineage: Eukaryota; Metazoa; Chordata; Amphibia; Anura; Ranidae
Source: the annotation of a GenBank genome assembly